Messenger RNA from Phytophthora megakarya, 525 nucleotides. The record is from the annotation of a GenBank genome assembly. NCBI's taxonomy places the organism in Eukaryota, Oomycota, Peronosporomycetes, Peronosporales, Peronosporaceae.
AUGCUGCGUCUAGUGGUACCCUCAACGAUGAUUCAAGAGGUACUGCAGAACUGUCACGACUCGUUAGAAGGAGGCCAUCAAGGGAUCGCUCGGACUUUCUACAGAGUGAAGUUGGAUUAUUACUGGAUCGGUCUAUACGCGGACGUAGCGAGGCACGUGCGGUCCCGUCCCGAUUGUAGCUCAAGCAAAAGUCGACCAACGAUCUGCGGAUACUCCCCGGGGAACAUACUAGCGGAACGACCGUUUCAGGUUGUUUCGAUGGAUUUUGUAAUACCCUUACCGAAGUCUCGGCGGGGUAACACAGCGCUCUUACUAUUCCAAUGCGCAUUCACGGGACACGACUGCUCUGAGAGUAGCCCAAGCUGUCGAAGAGAAGAGUGCGUAUACCGGAGGUUCGGUGCACCUUCCCUCAUCAGGCAUGACAGGGACCCUCGAUUCAUGAGCGAGGUGUUCCAGUCGUUCACCGAAAUGAUGCAAUCAAGGUCUAGGGCAACGCUGAGCUACCGGCCUCAAGCCAAUGGUUAG